AGCAGGCACCAGAGGCUGAGUCUGCUCUCUCGUCGGUGCAUCUACAGGCCACGCUGUUGACUGUCUCUGUGAGUGGAUCGGGGUUGCAAGGCCUAUCAUCACCCUCUUCUGGUCCAGUUGUACCUUUGCUGUCUCCUAUGGACUCCCCAAGGUUCCCAGAGGAAACCAUCCUCAUAACAGGAGGAGGUGGAUAUUUUGGCUUCCGCCUCGGCUGUGCUCUGAACCAAAAAGGAGUCCGUGUGAUUCUGUUUGACAUCAGCCAACCUGCCCAGAACCUUCCAGAGGGAAUCACAUUCAUCCGUGGGGAUAUCUGCUGCCUCUCUGACGUGGAGACGGCCUUCCGGGACACUGACAUUGCAUGUGUGUUCCAUAUCGCCUCUUAUGGUAUGUCUGGGAGGGAGCAGCUGAUGAAAACCCUGAUUGAGGAGGUCAACGUGAGAGGCACAGACAACAUCCUCCAGACCUGCCUGGAGAGAGGAGUACCCAGGUUAAUUUACACAAGUACAGUCAAUGUCGUCUUUGGGGGUCAAGUCAUCAGAAAUGGGGAUGAGUCUCUACCUUACCUGCCUCCUCACCUGUACACAGAUCACUACUCCCGGACCAAAUCUAUUGCAGAGAAGAAGGUGCUGGAAGCCAAUGGCUCAGCUUUCAAGCAAUGCAAUGGCAUCCUCAGAACCUGUGCACUAAGGCCAGCUGGCAUCUAUGGGGCGGGAGAGCAAAGACACCUUCCCAGGAUAGUGAGUUACAUUGAGAGAGGCCUGUUCAGAUUUGUAUAUGGGGAUCCCAAUAACCUGGUUGAGUUUGUUCAUGUGGAUAACCUGGCAAAGGCUCACAUUCUGGCCUCUGAGGCUCUGAAAGCUGACAAGGGCCAUGUUGCCUCUGGGCAGCCCUACUUCAUCUCAGAUGGUAGGCCUGUUAAUAACUUUGAAUUCUUUCGGCCACUGAUUGAAGGCCUGGGCUACACAUUCCCAUCCAUCCGCCUGCCAGUCUCCAUCAUUUACUGCUUUGCUUUCCUAAUAGAGAUGACCUACUUCAUUCUGGGUAGGCUCUACAACUUCCAGCCUUUUCUCACCCGCACUGAGGUUUAUAAAACUGGUGUCACACAUUACUUCAGCUUAGAGAAAGCCAAGAAAGAGCUAGGCUAUGAGCCUCAGCCAUUUGACCUGCAGGAGGUAGUAGAGUGGUUUAAAGUCCGUGGUCAUGGCAGAAGGGCUGGAGGUCAAGACUCAGAGUUUAUUCUGUGGGAUGGAAUUCUAGUCCUACUCUUGGUGCUAACUCUUCUUACCUGGUUUCCUCCUUCCACAGUUCUGAACAUAUAAAGAGAAAAUUACACAUAGGAGCUGAGCUUACUCCAUGGGUUGGUUUUCAAGAAUGCAGGUUUUUAAAGAUGUUUCAUGUUAUUUGGUACCACUCCUAGGUCUUCAAAUUACUACUCAACAAUGAAACUUUAAACCCCAGGCCAGGAAUAGGCUAUUUCCUUAUGAAUUGUUAGUCAAGGAUGCUCCUGAGGCUUCCAAAACACCAUUGGCUGUUACUGAUGCUCUUGGUUGACCACCAGAACUAGAUAGUAAGACCCUAUUACAAAAGACCCCAUACACUUUAACAGCAGCACAUGAAAAAAAAUCAAGCUGGAACUGAACUGGACUCAUCUUCUCUGCUUGCUAGAUUUCACAGUGCCAGAAGGUUAUGUGCAGACUGCAGCAGGAGGACAGUCUUACUCCUCUGUAGACAUUUCAUACUGCACCACCAAUAACAGGCAAGGUGUAACCUCUUGUGCAAUAGUGGCAUGUCUGCUAGAGGAAUACCAACUACUUACUAAUUGGAUUGGAGACCUGCUCCACAGGAGAGAGUUUGCCCCUGGUACUGUAAACCUGUCCAGAUGCUCAUGGCUAGAGAGGUCAUAGCUAGGUGGGGUCUACUAUUUAUAUUUUGCUACACGAAGAAGUUGUGCCCGUAAAACUGCUUUCUAUAUAUUUAUGCCUAUACCCAUAGAUUAAUGCUGCUCUCAGCUGUGAUCAGAGAAGCUUCUCUCUGUAGCGGACAGCAGUUAUCCUUCAGAGACUCAUAACUGGUCAGAGUGCUGAGAAUAGUGAGUGUUGAAUGCUCAUCUGUAGACAGGACAUCUGUAUCACCCCCUCUACGUCUCAUGGGACUCUGUAGCAAAAGUGGUAGAAAGAAUGCAAACAUUGGAGGAAGGGGGGAGUGUUGAGGAGUCUGUCUUCUGGGAGAGUGACAUGACCACUGACCUCAUGAACUAACAGUAGCCAUAAUUGCCUUAUCUAGACUGCACAAGAUGGAGCCUAUCACCAUUCUGCAAUGGGAGGGAAAGGAGCUCAUGAUACCUGCUCCUCCCUGAGGAGCUGAGGAUGAUUGGUGGUUUCCUGGGAUGGGAGACAAUUUCUCUAGUGGUAUAGUAACUGCUAAGAUGUCCCAUGCCCCUGUGAGAAAUCGUAAUGAAACUCUUUGGGACACAGAGAGAGAGAGAGCGGUCUGAAAAGAAAUCUAGUUGGGAAGGGUAAGAGAUCAAUGGGAGUUGGACCAACGAGGGUAUGGGGGUGAAUAUGAUCAAACUACAUUUUAUACAUGUGUGAGACUGUCAUAAUAAAACUCAUAUAUAAUACAUGCUAAUAAAAAAGGGGAAGGUGGA
Messenger RNA from Mesocricetus auratus (golden hamster), 2647 nucleotides. It is a transcript of the gene Sdr42e1, whose product is annotated as short chain dehydrogenase/reductase family 42E, member 1. The transcript is spliced from 3 exons. Bases 138 to 1319 code for a protein of 393 amino acids. The record is from RefSeq and is a predicted model, not a curated record. Gene Ontology annotation, biological process: steroid biosynthetic process. Gene Ontology annotation, molecular function: 3-beta-hydroxy-Delta5-steroid dehydrogenase (NAD+) activity. Lineage: Eukaryota; Metazoa; Chordata; Mammalia; Rodentia; Cricetidae.